UCUUCAGGGUACAAGAAGGGGCUAGAGUUCCCACAAGGGGCAGAUACCCCCCUUGUCUUUGUGUUUACGUGACAAUACUUACAUUUCACUGUAAACCCCAUUUAUUUCUACCUCCGUGACUUAACUUACUUAAUGCAGCCACAAUUCCUUGUCAAGGAAACCGACUGGAAAUGAGAAUUCGAAGUUUAAAGGUUACAUCUGAGGUUUGACAGACAGCUACGGACUAACAUUAAGCUCCAAAUUUCUCCAAAUUACACGAUUAUUGGAUCGUGUACUUUCUGGGAUAAACUGCUAGGAAAUAUUUCAAUUGCCUCUCACUCAAGGUACAGUUUUUCCUGGUAUUCCGUCGCUCAUAAUUCGACGCAAACGGAUGGUCUGUCUUUAGUUUGCUCUUCCCUGUUCAUCUUUAAAACAAACAUGGCGGAUUACUUGACACGAUCGUGCAGUUUCGACUCGACAUUUGAGCAGAUUUUACCGCCAGAACAGUGGAAGAUUUACCUCAGUGAUGACUCGGACAUCAAGAGGGGACCCAAACUGGAUCGAGCCACGUUUGAAGGGUUUAUGGACUCUGAUGGACGGCUUGUUGAGGUCCAAAGUUUUCGACAAGCAGUGUUCCGAGGAGGUAUUGAGAGUGAUGUCAGACGAGAUGCCUGGGCAUUCCUGUUCGGACUUUUCCCCUUCCAGUCGACCCGAAGAGAACGAGAGGUCCUAGCAGUAGAGUACCAUUACCGAUACCAGGCCUUGAAAGCAAGGUGGAAAGCCUUACUGGCACUUACCACUCCUCCGCAUGAUACCACAGCUAACAGCACUGAGGAGAUCCACUUGUCCAGGAAGAACAGCGAAUCGUUGCACGGUGUCCACGAAAAGAUUGAAUGCAGAUGUGGGAAAACAGAGCCAUUAAACAGUAGCACUAAACGUAAUGGACCACUCUCAGAAACCAGGAAAGAUCGACAGAUGCAGAUGGAAUGUAUGGAACUUCAGGCAAGGAUUUAUGCUGAGAGAGAGCCCUUAGACUUAGACAACUUGGAGGGAUUUAAGAAAAGUAUACGAAUCAUAGACAAGGAUGUCCCAAGAACAGACAGAGAUCACCCAAAGUUUAAAGGCCCUAACAAUCCGAAUCUGGAGAGACUACGAGACAUUCUAAUUACCUUUGCCGUCUUUCAUCCUCAGGUGACAUAUGCCCAGGGAAUGAACGAUGUCCUCAGUAGGUUCUUCGUUGUCAUGGAUGAUGAGGUAGAAUCUUACUGGUGCUUUACAUUGUAUCUAGAAACCAUCUACAAGGACUUCUUAGAAGAUGGCAUGCUUCAUAAAUUAGAAAUAUUAAAACACCUGCUGCAGGAGAUUGAUCCAUUGUUGAAUGAACACCUUGAGGUGUGCGAAAUUGGUGACCUGAUGUUCUGCCACAGGUGGCUUCUGCUAUGUUUCAAGCGUGAGUUCCAAUAUGAGGAGAGUCUGAUGCUGUUUGAGAUCAUCAGCAGCCAACAUCUAGAGCUGUCGUCGGUGACUGCAGAGAGAGCCAGAGAUAUUGCCAGAGCUCGUGACUUCUUGAAAGCAGGUGGAAGGCAGAGGGUUCACGCCGAGGUCGUGCGGACAGAUUUCACCUUUGAACUCUUCGUGUGCACCACCAUCUUGUACGACAACAGGCAGUCCUUGUUGGAGUGCAUUGACUCAGCCACUGUGUUCCAAUAUGUGGUGAAUGGGUUAUCGUAUAACUUAGACCUCCAGCACAUACUGUGCCUCGCCGAGAAAAUGUUCCUUGCCUACUGCAGAAAAACGGCGGUCCGGGAUAGCUUUGAACUUGUAGACCAUGACGACGGCUGACAACAGGAACUUAACUGAUGCGUUCCUUAAGUAGGUUACCCUUUUUUUAACCCACUAGUUUUGCAGGAUUACAGGACGGACUGCAUGUGGCCCGUCUUGCUCCUAAUCUCAGGUUCUUUGAGCUGUUAUUAUUUCAUAACUAGGCACCACAUGCUUGAGUAACUUAACAUGGCCGUCCACUUGUUACCCGCUGCAGUAUAAUAUUGAUUUUGCUAUACAAGUAAACUGCCCGUUAUAAAAAUGUUUAUUUUAGGUACCUGAGUUGACGUCACAAUGAAGCCAUAAUGCCUUACUUGAGUUUAAAUUGAAAUACUUUAAAUCAUUCCAUUUUAGGGCAUUCCUUUUGUGCUAGGAACUCUCCAUGACCCAUCCCGAAUCGUUUUUUAAAAGCACUUGAAAAUCUUGCCGCCCUCUGAUAAAUAAUUGAUUUUAAAGUGUAAAUGACCUCAGUGAAUUAGAAGACAUUUUUUUCUCUGAAGUUGGAAUAUUUACACGAUGCAUAUUAAGAUAUCUUUGGGUGAAGAAAUGGUGUGCCGUUUUGCAAGGGUGCAAUGUAAUUGAUUGGGGUCGAGUCGUGGUUUUUAUGACUGCCAUUGUUGUUGAGCAAUCAAAGAAUUGGUUUGAGUACAGGUUAAGGAAGAAAGCCAGUCUCAAGGUUUCAGCUACCAUUCAUACUGCCAUUGAGUGCAAAAGAAAAGCAGGAAAAAACAAGAGAAACCUUUUGAAAACAAGGAAGAUAUAUAUGGGGGGGUGUGGUCCGCAUACUAGCUGUUCCCCCCCUUGGGGUCUGCUACUGGUUAUGCAUUAGUUCAUGCAUAUUUAUAAGGUGCGUGAUACAGGUGUGUAACAGUACUAAGGGGGCUAGUGUUUUUUAAGAAAUUAGGGAACACCAAGCAAUUCCACACAACUCAAGUUCUUAUUAAGCUGAUGGUUCUAGAAAAAACAAGGUACUUGCUAGCAGACCGAUGAAUGUGAGGAGCAGGCAUAUCUCCAUUGUCAGAUAAGUGGCCCUAUUCUAUGAAGUGUUGAUGAAUCCACUUGAAGUUGACAGUAUUCCGCCGCUGAGGUGUGAUAUGCGUUCAUGUGCCUUGCGUUUUCUGUUGUGCCAUGACAACUCUGUCACAAAUUGCUGUUAUAAAACUCUUUCUGAAAUAGAAUUGUAGUUUGGGCCAUUUUGUACAGCACAGUCUGUGUCAGUUUCAUACACCCGGACUUGUACAAAAUGUAUAUACGAGAAAGUCUAUUACAUCUAUAUGCACUUGCCUACUUAAAUCUCAUGUACAUCUUAAUACAGUACAAAACACAUGUCCAUUCCCCAAGCAAAAGAGCGCCGUGGAUUGUAGUGAUGUGGAAUUGUUUGUGUAUACUGCAUGUACGUGGGGCACGGCAUUAUCUGAGUUUGAAUAGUUCAGCGCAUGUAUAUUGCUGAUCGGGAUUGUUUGCCUUGCAUCUGACUGCACGCUGUCAUUGUCCAUCUGCGUAUCUGCAUCGUGGAUGGAACUGAUGAAAGCAAAUUCUGCCAGCACAUUUCAAAUUUAUUCUGUAAUUCUUCUGUAAUAAAACUGCUAUGAAAUAUUCUCUUGUGCAGUCAGGUACAUGUGCACUUGUGGUGGUCAGAUAAAGGGGAGUGAAAUGUGCAUCAAAAGUGAAGGUGGGGGAAUCUGUCAGUCAUUCAUAGCCGUUUGUAAGCACAAAGGUAUAAUAUUUCUGGACCAAGUAUCACUGUUCGCUUUAAAAUACAUGCAGCUGCCAAAAUGCACAGGUAUAGGCACUGGUUAAUUUAGACCUCAUUUCCAGAGUAAAUGAAGUUAAUGAACCCCCCCUUGUAUGUAUGUGGUACAUGUAUAUCCCAUUGCAUGAACUGAGCAACUCCCACAUUGCACCAUUCCUAUAGUAAUACCAAAUAUAUUGUCAUCUGUCGUAAGAAUUACCAUGAAAGAAAACUGCUUUUAAUGUCUUUAGUACUAGGCCAACAAGAGAUUAUUAUCAGACAUAAAUUGCGUGAACGAUGUUGGGUGAGUGUAUUGUAUAUUGCAGUCCCUGGGAUCUUGGAUCAUAUCGUCUAAGGCUGCAACACUUUUAGUUAAAAAUUCCUGCUGGACAGGAUUCAGCGGAUGCCUAUUCAUUGGCUAGAGUGACAUGUGUCCACCAUACCUUAACAAUGAUAGGCACAUAGAAGUGCAUCCUACUGAACAUGGGAAAACUAAUGGAAGUGUAUCCUACUAAACGUGGGAAAAU
Messenger RNA from Acanthaster planci (crown-of-thorns starfish), 4059 nucleotides. Its product is annotated as TBC1 domain family member 15-like. Gene Ontology annotation, molecular function: GTPase activator activity. The record is from RefSeq and is a predicted model, not a curated record. Gene Ontology annotation, biological process: activation of GTPase activity. NCBI's taxonomy places the organism in Eukaryota, Metazoa, Echinodermata, Asteroidea, Valvatida, Acanthasteridae.